Zonotrichia albicollis (white-throated sparrow) is the source of this 4061-nucleotide messenger RNA. The record is from RefSeq and is a predicted model, not a curated record. Lineage: Eukaryota; Metazoa; Chordata; Aves; Passeriformes; Passerellidae.
UGGUGGCGGUGUGAGGCGGGCUGCGACCCGCGCUGUCUGCCCGGCCGGCGCGGAGAGCGGCGGGGGAGCCGUGCUCGCCAUGAGGCUGCGGGAGGACGGGGAGAGCCGCCGGGCGCUGCCGGCGGCGGAGCUGCUGCAGUAAUGGGCAGCGGCAGCGCUGACUCUCGCCUGCCGUGUGGUGCCAGCGCGCCCGCCCGGCGGGACCGCCCGCGAGGAGCCGGCGGCAGUCCUGCAGUCUUCCCUUCAUCUACUGUGUGAAGAAUGAUGAUUCCAUGAGAGAAUUACUUUCCAUUACCUGUCUACUGCUACUGCAUGCUGCUCCUGGCCAGUGCUGAGCCAUUCCGCUAGACUGGGAUUUACCCUGAGAAGGGGAGAGGCAGAGUAUGGAUUGUAGACGUCCUGUCAAGUUUCUCCCACACUCUUUUUACUGUGUCUGUAUAUAAACCUGCUAGUUUCAAGCACACACGCUCUUUGAAACCAACGCUGGUGUUCACGCAGCUGCUGCUGUGUAAGAGGACUGGUGUUUCUCACCACCAUGGCUUCAGUUUGGAAAAGGCUGCAGCGUGUUGGGAAACAUGCAUCCAAGUUCCAGUUUGUGGCCUCUUACCAGGAACUGAUGGUUGAGUGCACCAAAAAAUGGCAGCCAGAUAAACUAGUGGUGGUUUGGACAAGAAGAAGCAGAAGAAAAUCCUCUAAGGCACACAGCUGGCAGCCUGGAAUCAAGAACCCAUACCGUGGGUUGGUGGUGUGGCCUGUACCUGAAAAUGUUGAAAUUACUGUGACUCUCUUCAAGGAUCCCCACGCUGAAGAGUUUGAAGACAAGGAAUGGAUGUUUGUCAUAGAGAACGAAUCUCCCUCUGGACGUAGAAAAGCGCUUGCCACCAGCAGCAUCAACAUGAAGCAAUAUGCCAGCCCCAUGCCUACACAGACAGAUGUCAGGUUAAAAUUCAAGCCUUUGUCUAAGAAAGUGGUAGCUGCCACACUACAGUUCUCCUUAUCUUGUAUUUUCCUGAGGGAAGGAAAAGCCACGGAUGAAGACAUGCAAAGCCUGGCUAGUUUGAUGAGUAUGAAACAAGCUGAUAUUGGUAACCUAGAUGAUUUUGAGGAAGACAAUGAAGAAGAUGAAGAAAACAGAGUGAAUCAAGAGGAAAAGGCUGCAAAAAUUACAGAAAUUGUAAACCAGUUGAAUGCUCUGAGCAGCUUAGAUGAAGAUCAAGAUGACUGCAUAAAGCGAGCAAAUAUGCCUUCAGCUAAAUCAGCCAGUUCCUCUGAAGAGCUUAUCAAUAAGCUUAAUUUUCUGGAUGAAGGGGAGCAAGACCCGGCCAACUCCAGCACGAACCCUUUUGGAGAUCCUGACACAGCAGAAUUAAAUCCAUUUGGAGACCCUGAUGUAGAAGAACUCCACCCUGAAAGAGCUUCAUCUUCAAAGCCAGACGAAAGUUUCUAUGGUGACAGUUACAAUCCCUUCAAGGAUGAAGAUGCCCCAGAGUACUUAAACCCAUUUGAUGAGCCAGAUCACCCACCUGAAGCACCUGGAAUUGUAAGAGAUUCUCCUCCACAACCUGCAAAAAGGAAAAACAUCAGGCCAGUGGAUAUGAGCAAAUACCUCUAUGCAGAUACCUCUAAAGCUGAGGAGGAAGAGCUGGAUGAAUCAAAUCCAUUUUAUGAACCAAAAUCAAGCCCUGCUUUAAUUAAAGUUGCUCUGCAAGAACCAGAAAAGAAGAUGAAAAGAAAGGCUCCUGAACCCCCAAACCUCUUGCCAAAGACAGAGAUGGGCAUGGGUGAGAACAUGUCAGCAAUUCCUGCAUCAAGGGAGCUUUCCUCCUCUCCUAAGCCAAGCCCAAUACCAAGUCCUGUUUUGGGGAGAAAGCCAAAUGCCAGUCAGUCAUUGCUCGUGUGGUGCAAAGAAGUUACAAAAAACUAUAGGGGAGUGAAAAUCACCAAUUUCACCACGUCGUGGAGAAACGGUUUAUCCUUUUGUGCAAUAUUACAUCACUUUAGACCAGACCUAAUUGACUACAAGUCCCUGAAUCCUCAAGAUAUUAAAGAGAACAACAAAAAGGCCUACGACGGGUUUGCCAGCUUGGGAAUAUCGCGACUGCUGGAGCCUUCGGACAUGGUUUUGUUGGCCAUCCCAGACAAACUGACUGUUAUGACCUAUCUCUAUCAGAUAAGGGCACAUUUCUGCGGCCAGGAGCUGAACGUGGUUCAGAUAGAGGAGAACAGCAGCAAGAGCACAUACAAAGUGGGCAACUACGAGACGGACACCAACAGUUCUGUGGACCAGGAGAAGUUCUACGCGGAGCUGAGCGACCUGAAGCGCGAGCCCGAGCUGCAGCCCCCGGACAGCGCUUUGGCCGACUUCGCCUCGCAGGACGACUCCGUCUUCGUCAACGACAGCGGCGUCGGCGAAUCCGAGAGCGAGCAUCAGACUCCCGAUGACCACUUGAGCCCGAGCACAGCUUCCCCUUCCUCACGCAGGACUCGAAGUGACACGGAUCCGCAGAAAUCCCAGCAGAGCUCCGGGAGGACUUCCGCCUCGGAAGAAAUCGGGAAGUGUAGCAGUACAGACGCAACACAAGUGCAGCCUGUGUUGGGAAGGAAGAAAUUGCUGAUAACUGACACUUUAGACUUGAGUGACUUAGCACAUGUCAGUGAUCAAAAGGAGGAUAUGUCUCCCACAGUUGCUUGUGAAGAUAACAACAAGAAGAGACACCAGAGCUUAGACAGUACCCCUGGUUUCUCGGAGCAAGAAAAGCUGGGAUGUAUAGGAUCCACAGAGAGCACAAGAGCAGAUCCCAGUUCACCUGUCACAAAACCAAGUUUAUCUCCUACUUCUAAGCCAGGAUACUCCUAUAACAUGGAUACAGAUCUUGCAAAGAAACCACAUGCUUCUCCGAGGCAAAUAGAGUCUGAUUCUGACAGUGAUGCCAGAGCAGCUUUAAAUCAUGCAGAUCAAACUGCUAAAACAGCCCAGCAACGUAUGUUGUCAAGACAGGAAGAACUUAAAGAACGAGCGAGAGUUCUGCUUGAGCAAGCAAGAAGAGAUGCAGCAUUAAAGGCAGGGAAUAAACAACUAAGCAGUACCCUCAUCCCAGCCCGCAAUAAGCAGCUGAACGAUCAGCAAGAUGAAGAGCGGCGUCGGCAGCUGAGAGAGAGAGCUCGUCAGCUAAUAGCAGAAGCUCGAUCUGGAGUGAAGAUGUCAGAACUUCCCAGCUACACUGAAAUGGCUGCAGAAAAGUUGAAAGAAAGGUCAAAGGCAUCUGGAGAUGAGGAUGAGGAUGAUGAUAAUAUUGAGAUAGAUACUAAUGAGGAGGCUCCUGAAUGCUCUGUUACUGGAGGUGGAGAUGAACUUACUAACCUAGAAAAUGACCUUGAUUCAACGGCAGAACAAAACAGUAUGUUGGUGGAUUUGAAGCUGAAGAAGCUCCUAGAAGCUCAGCCACAGGUGGCAAAUUCACUCUCCAGUGCUGCUCAGAAAACUGUAACAGAUAGCUCAGAGCAAGACAUUAAGCAGAAUGGAACAGAGGAACAUCGUGCUGAGCGAUCACAAAAAGCAGCAGAACGGUUUAGAAAUCCCGUUGUGUUCAGCAAGGACUCGACCGUCAGGAAAACUCAGCUCCAGUCUUUCAGUCAAUACGUGGAGAGCAGACCAGAGAUGAAAAGGCAAAGAUCAAUACAGGAAGAUACAAAGAGAGGAAAUGAGGAGAAGGCUGCGAUAGCUGAGACUCAGAGGAAGCCAUCAGAAGAUGAAGUGCUUAAUAAAGGGUUCAAAGACACCAGUCAGUAUGUUGUAGGAGAAUUGGCAGCACUAGAGAAUGAGCAAAAGCAAAUUGACACCCGUGCCGCGCUGGUGGAGAAGCGCCUUCGCUAUCUCAUGGACACAGGAAGAAACACAGAAGAGGAAGAAGCUAUGAUGCAGGAGUGGUUCAUGCUGGUUAAUAAGAAGAAUGCCUUAAUAAGACGAAUGAACCAGCUUUCUCUUCUGGAAAAAGAACAUGACCUAGAAAGGCGCUACGAGCUGCUGAACCGGGAGCUGAGAGCAAUGCUGGCUAUUGAAG